Messenger RNA from Tigriopus californicus, 2817 nucleotides. RefSeq lists its product as uncharacterized. The record is from RefSeq and is a predicted model, not a curated record. Gene Ontology annotation, cellular component: membrane. Gene Ontology annotation, biological process: sodium ion transmembrane transport. Bases 111 to 2786 code for a protein of 891 amino acids. The transcript is spliced from 9 exons. Gene Ontology annotation, molecular function: ligand-gated sodium channel activity. NCBI's taxonomy places the organism in Eukaryota, Metazoa, Arthropoda, Copepoda, Harpacticoida, Harpacticidae.
UAACCCUUCCCUAAAAUUAAAGAUGAUAGCAAAUGGCAUUCAUCACCAAUUUCUCCAAGGCGAUUUUCAAGACCAGUUUCAUUUGAUACUCCCAGGAACCAAAGCUACGGAUGACGUUAGUAAAACUGGUUUGGCGAACUUCGUCAGAUUAUAUCCGCGAUUCGUCCAUUGCUGGAUUGAGCCAUGCGGCCAAGUCGCGAAAUUUUAUCCAAUGGGCCUAUUGGAUGAUCAUCUUCACUGUAGGCUUUGGACUCACCCUCAUGUCGAUCAUUGAUAUUAUCGCCGAUUACUACACGCACCCGGUGUCGACCAUCUCGGACUUGAGACAUGAGAAUUCCGUGACUUUUCCAGCCAUCACGGUUUGCAAUUUGAACCGGAUCAAUUGCCUUAAUUUGAUGGUGACAACGGAACAGCUUCGCCAAGAGGAGACUCCAAAUCCCCAAGACCUUGACAAUUUGGACCAACUCUUUGACAUCACUGGAUGUCGAAGACAAGUGUGCUCAUACCUUUCAUCUCAAGUACCGGCCAUUAGGAAUACCAGCACGCAUGAUUCACAAGUCAAGAUCAUGGCCUACCUCCAAUGCGGUCCCAAGACUGGCGUGAGGGAAGAUUUCGAAAAGAAUUGUUACUACCUGAAGCAAAUGAUUGAUUUCGAUCCGAAUCUGUCGAAGGAUGAUCUCUUCACGGCAGAUCAAUUGUGGAACACCACUCAAUGUACUAUACCGGAUGCUUGCAAACACUACCAAAGACCACUGCAGGCCUUGGACUUUGCACAAAAGCAAUUCGUGUCGGGAAAAGAAAUCCAAUUGGAAUGUGUUCAGAAUGGCUUAAUAGAUGUCUUUGGAGAUUUGGUACCCGAUGGUGUCACAAUUCCGCACUAUGGUGGUGUGGGGAUACCGGGUCUAGGAGGGUCCGUGACCACAACUUCUUCGACUUCGACAUCAACAUCUUCAACCACUACCACGACCACUUCCCAAGUUUCGAGUGAAAAUGGCACAGGUUACGCUUUUACAACCACAGUGACUAGCCGUGAACCCUCUACAUCAUUGAACCCACCAAACACUUCUGCUAUUCCCUCCUUUACCACCAAUUCAAACGACAAUGCUAAUACAGGCACAAUAAGCACCAUUCAUGAGUCAACAUUCAAUUCAGUCCCAACCACAACCACAAUACCUAACAUAUUAACAGUACAUACACAUAGUACAAGAACUCCCAACACCACCAUUUCAACCGUGAUAAACUUUACAACUAACAUCCCCACCACCACAACUACUGCUACCACUACUACCGUCACUACCACAACAACAAACUUCACAACCACCACCAUAGGUACUACAACUACCGCCACUAUAACCACCACUACCACAAGUACUACCACCACCACUACCACCACAACAACAAUAACAACAACAACAACUAUAUCCUCCACUACAACCAUCAGUACCACAACCACCACCACCACCGCAGGUACUACAACUCCCCUCACUAUCCCGCCUACCGCCAGCAUUACAACUAUACCAACCACCUCCACUACAACCACCCCUGUCACAAGUACUACUACUACUGCUACCACCAUCACCACCACUACCACCACUACCACAACAACAACAACAACAGCAACAACAACCAUAUCCUCCACCACAACCACCAGUACCACUACCACCACCAUUCCCACGACCUCCACAACAACCACCUCAACAACCACUAGUACAACAACCACAGCAACGACGACGAUGACAACAACGACAACAUCAGAAACCACCACUACACCCUUCUUUGUAGUUCCCAGUUUGACACCCACAAUACCAACUACUCAACUUCCGGUGGUGACGGUUCCUCCUCCUCCAUCAUUUCCAUGGGGCAGGCGGAAAAAGCGCAAUUUGGACAAUUUCGAAUGGCCAGUUGACUUAGAGGAGCUUGGGUCUGGUUUCCAAUCACCAUUUCCUGACAUUACGAGCCAAGAUGGCCAAACGAUAGACGGUCAAGUGAUUCAAGAGGAUGCCUUUUUGCGCGUGUUCAUGAGCCUGAGCCCGAAACUGAGGAAACGAAUUGGUCAUUCCUUUGGCUCGAAAUCGACGCAUUUGGCCAACAUCACUGGCAUGUUUUCUGAUUGCACAUUCCGAGGCAGCAAAUGCAAUAAUGAAACAUUGUGGAAAAAGGUGAAUAUUCCCAGCUUUGGCAACUGCUUCAUCUUCAAUUCCGCAUUCAACGAAACGGAUCAAACUCAGUCCAGAAAUGCUACGCUAACGGGAGCUGCCAAUGGAAUGUCCUUGCAAUUAUUCCUGGACCAGGACUCGUACAUGCUGAAGGGCCUUUCCCAACAGGCUGGGGUUCGUUUAAUCAUUCACAACCCAGCUACAUAUCCCUUAGCGGAUGAAUACGGCAUUGACUUGCAACCAAACACGGCUAACUCGAUCGCUAUUCAAAUGAAUAAGAUUUCCAGGCUGCCAGAGCCCCAUCCAUCCAAUUGUAUCACUAAUUGGGAGCAGACCGGAAUGAAUCAAUCACUCAUGAUUGAGACCAAGCCGACAUAUUCACUGGGGGCUUGUUAUCGCCAUUGUUUUCAAUUGGACGUCAUCAGAGAGUGCAGUUGCUACCACACAUAUUUGGACAUGUCCUUGAUUGACCUGAAGGCGAUACCGUUCAAAGAUGGCAAUGGAUCAAGGCCUUGCUCCUUGAUCCCUGAUCAAGAAACAAAUCCUGAUUUUGAAUGCUUUGAUGCCAUCUUCAACGAUCACGACCGAGGCGUCAGAAAAUGCCACAAAUGUCUGGUCUCUUGCGAGUAAGGAAGAAGUCAUUCAAAUGUAUAUCAAUGCG